UGUGUAUCUCGUCACCGCAGCACUUUUGUACCGUGUGUUGGCGGGUGUGUAUAAAAUAUUAAAAUGAUUAAUUAAUGUCUACCUCAGAGUGCGAAUAAACAUGACAACCGGGACGUUCUGCUGAUAUGACAGAAAUUAUGAAGGUUUAAAUAUGGAAGCCUGAGAUGGACCAAACUCGCAAACGGAGACUGAAUAACAGAAAACCUGGGCUUUCUCAGUGUAAAGUAGCGAGAGCAGAAGAACCCGAGGACAUUUCUGAGAGCAGAGAUGUUAACGUUACAGAGCCUGCAGGAUCAAACUUCAGCUCCAUCAGAGCCUCCAGCCCUCAGUCUGACAGCACCAGUCAAGAGCAACAUGCUGCAUGUACACAAACAUCAGAAGAUGAUGCUGAGAACAACUUGAUCAUCACAUUUGAUAAGGAACAAGCUGGAACCCGUGGGAUGGGGCGAAGGAAAGGCUUGAGAAGGAAAAAAGACGCCAUCAAUGAAGUAGAAGCUCAGCAGAAUGAAGUGGAAGAUGAAAUCCAGCCGGAGGUGGAGAUUGACCGAGAGCUGGACCGAGAACUGGAGAAUAAAUCCAGACAACAUAACUUAACUUCUGCAAAUGUUCGAAGCAUUAUUCAUGAAGUGAUUACCAAUGAGCACGUCGUGGCAAUGAUGAAAGCUGCUAUCAGUGAAACUGAACCCAUUCCUGUGUUUGAACCCAAGAUGACUCGCUCUAAACUGAAAGAGGUUGUGGAAAAAGGAGUUGUCAUUCCCACUUGGAAUAUUUCACCAAUUAAGAAGCCAACAGAAGCAAAGAAGGGGCCCCAGUUUGUGGAUAUUCCAUUAGAAGAGGAGGACUCUUCUGAUGAAGAGUAUCGGCCUGAUGAAGAGGAGGAGGAUGAGACAGCUGAGGAGACUCUUCUGGAAAGUGACUUGGAAAACUCCUCAUCUUCUCCACGGGUGAGUCGAGUACAAAGAUCACACUCUGAAUCUGAGGAUGGAGCCAGUAGAUCCAGACUGAACCUUUGCCGAUCCAGACACCUGACAGUGGCUGCCACACCAAUGGGGCCCCCGCCGCCACCGGACACCUCCAGGGCUCCACCAGAGUGCAGUUUCUUAGAGAAACUCCAUGCUGUGGAUGAAGAGCUGGCCUUUGGAACUGACUGCAUGGACUCAUAUCAGAGUCUCGGUGGUGCAAGUGGAGAAGAGAGUUUGAUUUCCUUCCGCACGCGAUCAAAGCGUCCACUGAGAGACGUCCCUCUGGGUCGCCUGGAGGCGGAGCUACGGGCUCCUGACAUCACUCCUGACAUGUAUGAGUUUGGCUCCGCCCCUGAGGACAGAGAAUGGACACAGUGGCUGCAGGGCCUUAUGAUCUCAGAUAUGGACAAUGAUGAGGAGGGUGAUGAUGAAGACGACCCCGAGUACAAUUUUCUGGCUGACAUUGAUGAGCCUGAUGUGGAGGACUACAGGAAUGACAAGGCAGUGCGCAUCACCAAAAAGGAAGUCAAUGACUUGAUGGAGGAACUCUUUGAUGCGUUUCAGGAUGAAUUAGGAGGUCAAGACGACGAAGGACAUGAAGAAGAGGAGGAAAAAGAGGAAGAGGAAAGUCCCCUGCAGGAGCCGCCUGGCAUUCUGGAGAACAUUCAAUAUGAGGACCCAUUAGCUGAUGUGUUGAAGCAGCGUUAUCGGACCGUGCGUGAGCAGCUGGCAGCUGUGAGGAAACGGAAAGCUCUGCUGGAGAGUAAAGGAGUGUCUGUACCUCCAGCCUGCCCUCAGCGGUCCUCCAGCCCCAUAACAUCCAUGACCCUGAAUGCAGCUCAGAGACUACAGCUACAGCAGCAGAUCCAGCAGCAUGUGCAGCUCCUCACGCAGGUGAACAUGUUGAGCAGUACAGUCAAGGGUCUGGAAACCGAGGCUUCAACAAGCAGACAGUUUUUGUUGGAGCUGCAGAUGUUUGGUCAGCGUGGAGAACACAACUGCGGACGUGCAGAGCAUGGCUUCUUCACCAGCAUCUUCAAUGCCUGCAACCUACAGGGUGCUGUUUCUCUGCUGGAGGAACUAGAUCAGUCACUCAAAGGAGAUCCUGCAGUCUUGAGUCCAUGUUUACCUGGAUGUCAGUUUCCUGCUUCACUGGCCUGGUUGAUGGCAACUCGCUCUGUGUUUCUUUACCCAGAGCUACUUCCUACAAUCCAGCUGCGUCCGUCUAAAUUCAAAGGGCCGUUCACCUCAGCAGAAGACUGUCUUGUUGUUCUAGGUCAUAAGCACUUAAGAGGUACCCUACACCCCCUGCAGAUGACUUGUCGUUAUUUGCUUGCUACAAGGAGUUUUAUCAGUGUAAAAUCACACAUUCGUGAUGCAUGUCAGAAGCCUUUUCCUAGUGUCAUCAAGACGUACUUCAUGGCAGGAAAAUGCCCCUCCAUGCCCUUGGCCAGUAAGAGGGUCAGUCCCUGUGACCAACGCCCCCCAGUAGAAAGAGAACAGAGUCUCAUGCCUGAUUGGCUCUCAAAAAACCUUAAGUGCAUUUAUAAGCAUGUAAGAACAUAUAACCAGGCAUCUGGAAACCCCCAGACCACCGAAGCCACUGAUCCUGCAGGUCCAGGACCACACUUUUGCUUUCCUCCAGGCAUGCGUUACCCUCUCAGUCUCCCUGAAGACCUUGCUCAGACCCUUGAAGCUUCAGCUCUGAGUGCCUUCAAAAAGAAAAAAGACAAAACUGAUAAAUCUGCUAAGCCUUUAAAACCUCCCCCAUCUGCUGAAAAGCUGGAGUUGGUUCUUAACCAGUUACCAGCCAUUUUACCAAAAACCCUGUCGCUUUCCAGACCUCAACCAAAUCCAUGCUUGCCUGGAAAUAGAGCUAUCACUGGCCCAUUCAUACUGUCCAGAGUUCCUCCAGUGGGAUCGAAACAAGCUAGAGCGAUUGCCACUUCACCAAAUAUUUCAACCACUUUUAAACCAAGCUCUUCAACGUCUGCUCCUGUAAAAAAUGCUGUAGAAACACCAAUGGGCAUCUCUUGCUCUGCAGCCCAGAGGGACAUAAUCAUCACCUUACCUGCUGCUGUGACACCAGAGCUCAAGUCUUAUCCUUCUGGGCAUAUAACUGUGAAUCAAACACAAAUAGUCACCUCUAAUGUUGUUGAACCAGCCGUCCCAAGAGCUUCAAACCUCAUCAUUAGUUUUCAGCCGCCUCAAGUCGCCAACACCUUUAUAUGUCCCACUCCCAUCAUAAACACAAAUGUCCAGAUGCCUCAAAAUCACAUUAGUCAGCGCUGUGGCACUCUGCCUAAACUUCUACCAAAGGUCUCUGGUGGUCUAGCGCAAGUCUGUCCAAAACCUGUAAAUCGAUUUGUUCUUCUCCCUUCAGGAAAUGUGUUUGCAAACAGCAGUUUUGGCCAUCAGAGAGCUGGUCAAGAACAAACCUUAAAACAGUCAUCAGCUCUGAAAUGCAAACAUGUGAAACUCAUGAGGCAACAGACAUCGCAAGACAGUUUGCACAGCGCUGAUCGACUAAAAGGAGAUCAAUCACAGAUGUCCUUCAUUCAGGAGACUCCUAAUGAUGGCUUUGAAGAAACGGCAGAAGCAGAGUUAAAUGAUGAUGAUGAUGAUGAUGAUGGAGGAAUAGUUGAGAAUGAGGAGGAAGAACGUGGUAAGAUCGACUCCAUAGAGAUGUCUCUCACACUUUCUGAAUCCUCUGGGAGCCCGAUGCCUAGUAUAGAUGGGGAAGAUGCUGAGAUGGAGAUGGAGAAACCAGAGGAACAGAAAGAAAAAGAGCAGGAAGGCUGUAACAGGCUGUUUGGGGAUGAGGAAACAGGUGGAGCUGAUAAUGUUUCCGGUGUCCGGUUGGUACCAGAACUCCAGGAAACCAUGGAGAAAUUCUUACAUCUGGCUACAAAGACAGUAUCUGAAAAGGAAGGACGUUCAAAUAUUAAAUCAAAGCAUCAACCUUCAGGUUCCUACUGGACUCAGACUGAAAGAAAGACAGUCCUUCACAAUGAUGCAUCUGACCACGAUCCCUACAGGGAUGCUAAAGAUAUUGCCUUUGCCCAAGCAUACCUGGAGAAGGUGUAUGAGGUGCUGCAUCAGGUGCCAGGCAAGGUGGAUGAGUUUUUGUGCAUUCUGUCUGAUUUCGUGAAAAAUCCAGAAAGUCACACGUCACUCCAGCUGCUGAUGAGACUCAAGCCUAUUCUGGAGGACUGGCCUGAACUGCUUCAGGAUUUUGCUGCCUUUCUGCAUCCAGAUCAAGCCCGAGAGUGCGGCCUGCUGGCAGAGCAGCAGGCGUUUGAGCGCAGCAGAGGGUUUCUCCGCCAGCUGGAGAGCACUUUUGGAGAGCAGUCAUAUCUCUACAGAAAGGUGGUGCACAUUCUACAAGGGGAUCAGUCACAGGGUCUCGCUGAUUUAAAAGAGAUAAAGGCUGAAAUGGCAUUGCUGCUCCGUGAUCACACUGACUUGCUGGAGGAAUUCUGGGAAUAUUUUAAACAGAUAUACCCUCAAGUGCAAGAAAAUGUGGAAACAAAUCAAGUCCUGGAAGAAAAACAGCCGUCUCAGCCUAGCAGAAAUAUGUUAGCGGAUAAAAAACUGGAGACAGACAAAACAUCAAUUAAACAUAGAAGAAAAACAAACAAACAUGCUCAGAUGGCAGAAAUGAGAAGGAACAAGGUCAAGAAUAGCAGUGCAAUGUUGGAUAAGGAUUCUGAAGCUUCUUUGGGGGACAGUCAACAGUCUUUAUUUAAUGCCACAGGAAGCUCUGUUUGUGCCAAAAAUAUCUCUCACACAUCAGCUGGGAAAAAAGUAGUCCUCUGGACAAGGGAGGCAGACCGUGUAAUAUUGACCACCUGUCAGCAAAGAGGAGCCAAGCAGACCACAUUUCAUGCCAUUGCAGCUCAGCUUGGCAACAAAACAGCCAGCGAGGUUUCAGAGCGAUUUCAAGAUCUCAUUAAGCUGUUUCACAAAUCCAGCAAGUUACAUCACACACCAGACAAUUGGACACAGUGAUCCAGUCCAGUAUGAUUGAAGAUUAUCUAGACUGAAAUUAAAAUUGUGAAAGAACUUGAUAAAAAGUUGAUGAAAAGACAGUGGGUGCAGGCUGGACCUGCCGCCUGAACUGAUAGAUGAACAGUAUAACACAUCAAAUUACAAUUCCUAAAGUACUUGAACAUGUAGUAUUACAAAUGUAUGAAGUCAGACAUGUUUAAACUGUAGGAGGACAUUUUUCAACAGGAUAUAUUUUUCCUACGUCAACAAAAAGAACCAUUUAUAAUGCCAUAAAUGACCAUGAACUGUCUUAAUUUAAUUCAUAACCUUAUGAAUUAACAAUUGUAUAAAGGGCUCACGUGUGAUUUUGUGAAAGAGUAACACAAAUAAAUUAUUUAAUUGUUUAUUGUUA
Molecule: messenger RNA, 5364 nt
Organism: Danio rerio (zebrafish)
Lineage: Eukaryota; Metazoa; Chordata; Actinopteri; Cypriniformes; Danionidae
Source: RefSeq, a predicted model, not a curated record